Ostreobium quekettii is the source of this 1137-nucleotide messenger RNA. Lineage: Eukaryota; Viridiplantae; Chlorophyta; Ulvophyceae; Bryopsidales; Ostreobiaceae. The record is from the annotation of a GenBank genome assembly.
AUGUCCCGGCGCAGCGUGUGGAACUGGUUCGGGGGGAAGCCGCGGGAGCGGUUUUCUCUCGAGGAGCUGGAGCACCUGUGCGGCGUCCUGGACAAGAACCCUGUGAUAGCAGGGGGCAACAAGGAUGCAGUGCUUGGCGCGCUGCGGUCGGUCGCGGAGCUGGCGGUGUGGGGCGACCAGCACGAGCCGCGGCUGUUCAAGGCGUUCCUGGAGCGCGGCGUGAUGGGGCACUUUCACAGGGUGCUGCGCCACCAGGACAAUCGGGGCGGGGAGGUGGCGCGGCAGGUGCUUGGGAUGCUGAGCGCGAUGAUUCAGAACCUGCGGGACGAGACGUCGGUGUCCCAGCUGUUCGGGGACGAGCGCGUGGGCGACAUCGUGCAGCUGCGGUUCGAUGUGGGCGACGAUGAGGUGCUGGGGUGCUACAUGGCGUUCCUGAAGACCAUCAGCCUGAGGCUGAGCGUCAAGACGGUGGGGUUCUUCUUCAAGGCGGGCGCCGACAAGGCGUCUUUCCCGCUGUACACGGAGGCCACCAAAUUCAUCGCCCACAAAGAGGGCGCGGUGCGGGCGGCCGUCCGCACCCUCACCCUGAACGUCUUCAACGUCCAGGACCCGCUGAUUAGGGACUUCGUUGUGGCGAAGCCCGCCAGCGGCUACUUUACAGAACUGGCGCUGUACGCCACCGAACAGUGUCAGGUGCUCGAUCGCAUGCUCUCCACUGCAGAGAAGGGCGAAAAAUCAUCCAUGAGCGCUUUGGACAGCCAACUAGCGGAAAUUGAAGCUGUGUUGUCCUACUUCAAUGAUAUCUUGUCCACAGGCUCAGACGCAAUGGGGGAGGAGUUUUCGAAGGCGCUGUGGGAGUAUUUUGUAGGUCCUGUCCUGCUUUGGCCCUUGCUGGACAUCCCUGUCCCAAGCAUGCUUGGCAACAGGCCCCAAGACGGUGUGUGCCACCUGAAGUCUUGCUCUGGCGACUUGCGCCAACCUGCAGGAAACAGCGCUGACCCAAAGACUGAUGCCAAAUCUGCUGUUGUGUUCGUGACACCUUGCUUGUAUAGAUUCUUGAGCUGUUGGGUAACUGCACCAAUGUGCAGACCUGCUGCUGUGGCCAGGUAUGGUGCAGGAGUACCUGCUGUGUUUUGA